This is a messenger RNA of Penicillium lagena, 549 nucleotides long. RefSeq names its product peroxiredoxin family protein. The record is from RefSeq and is a predicted model, not a curated record. The coding region runs from base 1 to 549 and encodes 182 amino acids. Gene Ontology annotation, molecular function: thioredoxin peroxidase activity. Gene Ontology annotation, biological process: cellular response to oxidative stress; hydrogen peroxide catabolic process; cell redox homeostasis. Lineage: Eukaryota; Fungi; Ascomycota; Eurotiomycetes; Eurotiales; Aspergillaceae. The transcript has 5 exons. Gene Ontology annotation, cellular component: mitochondrion; peroxisome; cytoplasm.
AUGUUUGCCGCCCGUCGACUCGCAACCCACGUCCCACGCGCCCGCCCCCAGGCCGCGUUCUUCCACAACACCGCGCCUGCCUUCGUGCAAAAGGGCGACGCGAUCCCCAACCUGGACGUGCUGGUCGAGGACUCUCCCGGCAACAAGGUCAAUUUGGCCAAGGAGAUCAAGGGCAAGGGCGUCAUCAUUGGCACCCCUGCUGCCUUCAGCCCUGCAUGCUCCAGCACCCACGUCCCCGGCUACAUCAACCACCCCAAGCUCAAGGAGGCCGGCCAGGUCUUUGUCAUCUCUGUCAAUGACCCGUUCGUGACUAAGGCAUGGGCCGAUUCCCUCGACCCGUCGGGCAAGAGCGGUGUGCGCUUCCUGGGUGACCCGACCGGCAAGUUCACCGAAGCUCUGGACCUGAGCUUCGACAGCACCUCUAUCUUCGGCAACAACCGCAGCAAGCGGUACGCGCUGCUGGUGGAAAACGGCAAAGUCAAGGAAGCUUUCGUGGAGCCUGACAACACCGGCGUGAAUGUCUCGACUGCCGAGAAAGUGCUCGGUUAA